Rotaria socialis is the source of this 1374-nucleotide messenger RNA. The record is from the annotation of a GenBank genome assembly. NCBI's taxonomy places the organism in Eukaryota, Metazoa, Rotifera, Eurotatoria, Philodinida, Philodinidae.
AUGAGCACCGAAAUCAAAGAUAAUAAUAACAAUAUUCAUUCCAAUGAAGAAGAAGAAAAAAUAAUUAAAGAAUCAUCUAUCGAUAAUAAACAAGAAAUUGAACCACCACUUAUAACAUCGAAUAAUGAUGAAUUUCCAUUAGAAACUCCAUCUAUUGAUGUUAUCAAUGUAAAAGAAGAUGAUUCAACAGCAGCAACUAUACCUGAAGAGAAUUCAUUAGUAAUACCAGGAUCUGAACAGGAUAAUAAUACAGUUGGUGAUACUGUUCAAUCAGAAUCAUCAAGUCAAUAUGAUGAUACUCAUCAACUUUUACAAACUAUAGCUGAUAAAUCGAAUAAAGAACCAUCUAUAACAAUAUUAAAUACACUUGUCGAAAGUGAUUUUGAUUUAGAUAAAAAUUAUAUAGAACAAAAACCAAAAAAUUUACAUGAGCUAUUUUCUAUAUUUGAUAAAAUGUCAUCAUCAUUACAAGCUGAAAUACUUAGUGUAUUAAUUGGCAUAGUGCGUAAAAGUGAACGUAAUUUAUUAGCAUCAAUUGAUGCACAAAUGUAUGAAAAUACAUUAGAACUAUUAAAUAAAAUUGAUGGUGACGUUGUUGUUGCAUAUUUAUUAGUUGAUAUUCUUACAGUUUUAACAUUAUUAACAAUUAAUGUUAUUGAACUUAAACUUCUUUUACAUUAUCUUAAAACAGAAAAUCGAAUAUGCUGGUCUUACAAAAUAACAACAUGGUUUCGUAUUGAUCCUGUUGCUGCUAAUGGUGUUAUUGAAAAAGAAAACCCAUAUUUAUAUUGGUUUUGUACAACAAAAUGUCAUGGUUAUAUAGCACAUUUUGUUGGUAAUUGUUUAGUAAUAUCAUAUUCAAAAUUAAAAGAAAAAGCGUUUCAACAUUGUAUACAAUAUGAAUUUAAAGCACGCGAGUGUGUAGAAGUGUAUAAUAUAAAAAAUUUUCUUUGUUUAUCAUCAACUACUGCUUAUGAUAUAUCACAGUAUUUACCACUUGAUGAAAAACAUCCAUGUAUCGGUGAUAUUAUUACGAAUACAUAUAGGAAAAGUAAAUGUCUUGGUGAACAUAUUCUUAAAGAUGCAGCAAUUGUUCAUCAUGAAUGGAAUAUUAUACUUUUACGUUGUUUUAAUCAAGUUGGCGCUCAUGAAUCAGGUUUAAUUGAUGAAGAUCCUCUUGAUUUUGAAGAUUAUAUACAUGUGGUAGAUGUAGUUAUCGGUCAUAUUGCAGCAAUGAAAAAAUUUGAAGAAAAUUGUGGUUUAAAAAUUUAUAAUCUUGGUACUGAUAAAGGUGAUCGCGCAAUUAUUUAUGCUGCUCCAGCAUUAGAACUUGGAUGGACAGCUAAACGAGAUUUUGAUGAAAUGCAUAAGUAG